Messenger RNA from Exophiala aquamarina CBS 119918, 1449 nucleotides. Its product is annotated as 26S proteasome regulatory subunit N7. The transcript is spliced from 2 exons. The coding region runs from base 1 to 1449 and encodes 482 amino acids. The record is from RefSeq and is a predicted model, not a curated record. Lineage: Eukaryota; Fungi; Ascomycota; Eurotiomycetes; Chaetothyriales; Herpotrichiellaceae. Gene Ontology annotation, biological process: proteasome-mediated ubiquitin-dependent protein catabolic process. Gene Ontology annotation, cellular component: proteasome regulatory particle.
AUGGGGUCUGAUCCGCAAUUUGCCAAAUAUCCUGACCUCAGCCUUGCUCAGCACAUAUUCUCUCUAGCCACCGCUCCCAGGACAGCACAACCGACUUCUCUAAACUACCUUCAAAAUGCCAUCAAAGAGCACAAGAUGGCCCCUCUGUACCGCCACCUGGCUCACCCAACUGAAGGUGUCUUGAACACAAUCGGCGAGAGCACUGCUCAACCUGUAAAUCCUCCGCAGAAGCCCUCCACGAGACGAGCCUCUCUGGUAUCGAGUAACCUCUUACCGCCUAAGAAAUCCGUGCCCUCAGGAAUUCUACCUUGGGAUGAAAACCUGUACAAUGAGCUCAAGGCUGAGAAUGACAAAGAGCUGGAAGAGUUUCAGAAGGAGGAAGAGGACGCCGAAGAGAAGGCUGGCGAGACAGAAGUGCAGGCUGCUCGGAGCAAGAGGGCAGACUUCUGGGCUCGCGUUGGAGACAAGGACAAAGCAAUUGCUGCCUACGAGAAAGUCCUAGACAAGGCCGGCCCUCUCGGGACCAAGAUUGACAUCGUUCUUGCUAUCAUCCGCAUCGGCCUCUUCUUUAACGACAAAGCGUUUGUGAAGAAGCAGGUGGAGCGCGCGAAUAUUCUGGUCGAGGGCGGCGGUGACUGGGAUCGGAGAAACAGAUUAAAGGCAUACAAAGGACUACAUCUCCUCACUGUGCGCUCCUAUAACCUAGCCGCGCCCUUGCUACUCGACAGCCUUUCCACCUUCACCAGCUACGAACUAUGCUCCUACUCGUCCCUGGUCACAUAUGCAGUCCUUGCAGGCUCGUUGUCACUAAAGCGUGUUGAUUUCAAGGCCAAGGUGGUGGAUGCGCCGGAAAUUAAAGCCAUCCUGGGUGACGGCGAAGACAAGGCUACUGGUGCAGAUGAAGAGAUGAAGGAUGUGUCGGCGUCCACAGCAGAACGAGCAGCUGGUCUUGUAAACUUGACAACUCUCGGUUCGGGAUCGGCAGUGGAAAGCCAAACAGAAGCGCCUGUGGAUAUGUCAUCGUUGGCAGGCCUGGUCAACAGCUUGUACGCUGGCAACUAUCGCGGCUUCUUCACCUCCCUCGCAGGGGUGGAGGAGGCCUUCUUGGCGCACGACCGAUACCUGUAUGAGCAUCGUGCUUGGUUUGUGCGGGAGAUGCGUCUUCGAGGCUACCAGCAACUCCUACAAUCAUACCGGGUGGUGGGACUAGCGACCAUGGCAUCGGCAUUUGGGGUCAGUGUUGAUUUCCUGGACAAGGAUUUGGCCAAAUUCAUCGCGGGUGGACGGGUUAGCUGCACUAUCGAUCGGGUUCAAGGAGUGAUUGAAACCACGCGUCCCGACGACAAGAACAAGCAGUAUGCCGAUGUGGUCAAGCAAGGCGACGCCCUGAUUACCAAGCUGCAAAAGUAUGGACAGGCUGUAAGAUUACGGGGAAGCGAACGUGCUUAG